UUUUCUACAUUUAAAAAAGGGGAACAUUUACCCUCUCUAUGUUUUUCCCCGUUGGGCUAGCACUCUCUAGCAAGAGUGUAAGCUAGCUGCGGUGGAGUGUCCUUAGAAGAAGUGAAGGAGUUUGUCACGUGACGCAGUGUUAACUUAUUUGUCAUUUAUGGUAGCCCUGUGAUAUGUAUGUGAACGUGGAAGAAAUGUGGUUUGUGGGAGAUGUAUUUUCAAGGACACAAAGAAAACUGACUAUUGUGUUUGUUGAGGCGAUGCUGGCCGGACGCAAUAAUACUAAAAAGAACAAGUAGUACACAGCAGUACGAGGGCAGCAGAUGACUGAAAUGACCCCGCCAACGGUCAAACACGAGGCGCACGAAGAGAAAGAACCAUAGCCGCGCGCAAGCGUGAACGAGCACCAACAUUAAAUCCGCUAGAUUAGUAAAACCGUCCACACCACGGGAAAGAUGACUGUUUUUACCGUUUUAGUGAAUAUUAAUAUUCGGACCGACUGUAGCCGUUUUUAACCUCAAGAAAAACUAAUGAAAUAUUCAGUGGAAUACAGCAAUUUGGAAGAGCGCCUUAAUCAUCUUGUUUUUUCUUUUGGUUGAGGAAAGAGCCCACAGGGUUGUUGGGCCAGUGGGUCGUCAGGAGUCGGAACAACGACUAGCUUCCCGUACUACUUUGCAUUAACAUAAAUUCUCGCUUAGGCAGAUUUCCGAUGCUAGGACACGUCUGGGUUAACCUUUCAUUAUUAUUUUAGGGCUAGAGAAUGACCCUUGAUGUCCGAAAGAGCUAUUUUCUGGACUGGCCAAAACAGUCAAAGGCUAAGCUAGGUUUUGAUCCUAAGUAUUAUGAAAGCUACAUUCUGCGUUGAACAGACAGAUAUUUAUAACUAGUUAAUUGGACAUAUAUGUUGCUCCUAACAUUUAUGCUACAGUAAACUAUUCAAGGAAAUCGACACUACUUUGGCGGUUUUCAAGUGAAUUCCUUUGUGAACGUUAUAACUGAAUGACCCAGAAAUCAUUAUGUCAUUUUUUAAUUUCCGGAAAAUAUUCAAAUUGGGAGCUGAGAAGAAGAAGAAACAGUAUGAACAUGUCCGCAGAGAUGAAAAUCCAGAGGAAAUAUGGGACAUAAUUGGUGAACUGGGAGAUGGAGCCUUUGGAAAAGUGUUCAAGGCCCAGAACAAACAGACGGGCAUCCUUGCUGCAGCCAAAGUUAUUGACACAAAGACCGAGGAGGAGUUGGAGGACUACAUGGUGGAGAUUGACAUCCUGGCCUCCUGUGACCAUCAAAACAUUGUCAAACUCCUUGAUGCUUUCUAUUAUGAGAGCAAACUCUGGAUCCUCAUCGAGUUCUGUGCAGGAGGGGCUGUGGAUGCUGUCAUGCUCGAACUAGAGAGACCCCUGACAGAGCCUCAGAUCAGGGUGGUGUGUAAGCAGACUCUGCAAGCCCUCGUCUACCUCCAUGACAACAAAAUCAUCCACAGAGACCUGAAGGCCGGCAACAUCCUCCUCACGCUAGAUGGUGAUGUGAAGCUGGCUGACUUUGGUGUGUCUGCCAAAAACACCAAAACACUGCAGAGGAGAGACUCUUUCAUUGGAACGCCUUACUGGAUGGCUCCUGAGGUGGUGAUGUGUGAGACGUCCAAGGACCGUCCAUAUGACUACAAGGCCGAUAUCUGGUCCCUCGGGGUCACUUUGAUUGAGCUGGCACAGAUUGAGCCGCCCAAUCACGAGAUGAACCCCAUGAGAGUCCUGCUGAAAAUAGCCAAGUCCGAUCCUCCUAUCUUGAUGCAGCCGUCACGCUGGUCCCCAGAAUUCAGUGAUUUCCUAAAGCGGUGCCUGGACAAGAAUGUGGACAACAGGUGGAAUGCAAUACAACUUCUACAGCAUUCAUUUGUGUCCAUUGUGGCAGACAACAAACCACUUAGGGAGCUUAUAGCUGAGGCGAAGGCUGAGGUUACUGAGGAGAUUGAAGAGCACAAAGAGGAAGAAGAGGAGGAAGAAACAGAAGCACAUCUGGGCCACAAACGCGCCCCAUCUGAUGUCAGCGUUGCUAGCUCAGAGGAUGAGAAGAUCCCCCUUUCUCCGUCCAUCUUGGAAUCUGUCCCUGAGAAGGUUGAGCCAAUUCUACGCGUGCCAACACCCACUGAUCUCAAUGUGGCCAACCAUGUGGUGGACACUAGCUUUGUGGAGCAGCCUGCUGCUCCUGCAGCAGAAGAGCGUUCAGAGGAGGCUUCAGACACUCCAGCUGAGGAUGCAGAGGUAGAACAGAAACCUGUGGGCGUAAAUCUUCCAGAAGCAGGACAAGAUAUUGCCUCACCAGAAAAAGACACUGAAGCAGAGGCACCGGUUAAGGAAAUGCAGCAGCUGGAGAUGGCUGUUGAGGAUGAAAAGGAAGUGGACACAUCCGAGGUACCCACCAAUCAAGAAGCCACCACAGAGAGCGCCGGGGCCACUGAGGCUCCUCAGGAGGAAAAGAUGGCUGUUGCGGAGGAAUCAAACACACCAGCAGAGGAGGACGAGGAUGAGGAGGACGAGGAGGAGGACGAGGGAGAGGACGAGGGCCGGUACAAACAUCUGAAGGUGACAUUGACACUACCAGAGCAAGAUACAGUUGUCCCAAAAGAGGAGAAUGAAGAGAGGCCUACAGAGAAGGAUAAAAUGAAUGCAGAAGAUGAGAAGAAAGUUCCAGACAAAGCAAAGGAUGACAAAGAGAGAGAUUCAGACUCGGGGAGUGGCUCAGCUGCAGAUACCAGCAGUGCAGACCUGAAUCUGUCUAUCUCAAGCUUUCUGUCCAAAACAAAAGAGCCUGGAUCUGUUUCCAUACAGGACACUAAGCGUCACAAGAAGACACUGAAAAAGACUCGCAAAUUCAUUGUGGAUGGUGUGGAAGUUAGCGUGACUACGUCAAAGAUCAUCACUGACAGAGACACCAAGAACGAGGAGAUGAGAUUCCUGAGGCGCCAGGAGCUGAGGGAGCUGCGACUCUUGCAGAAGGAGGAGCAGAGGUCCCAGCAGCAGCUCAGCAACAAGCUCCAGCAGCAAAAAGAACAGAUCUACCGCCGCUUCGAACAGGAGACCACAAGUAAGAAGCGUCAGUAUGACCAGGAGGUGGAGAAUCUGGAGCGGCAGCAGAAGCAGACAAUCGAGAGACUGGAACAGGAGCACACCAACCGGCUCAGGGACGAGGCCAAACGCAUCAAAGCUGAGCAGGAAAAAGAGCUGUCCAAGUACCAGAACAUGCUGAAAAACCGCAAGAAAGAGGAACAAGAGUUUCUUCAGAAGCAGCAGCAGGAUCUGGACAGCGCUCUGAAGAAGAUAAUCCAGCAACACAAACAUGAGCUCGCCACCAUCGAGAGAGACUGCCUCAACCACAAGCAGCAGCUUCUCCGAGCACGGGAGGCUGCUAUGUGGGAGCUGGAAGAGCGCCAUCUGCAGGAGAAACAUCAGUUGUUCAAACAGCAGCUCAAAGACCAGUACUUCAUGCAGAGACACCAGCUGCUCAAGAGACACGAGAAGGAGAUGGAGCAGAUGCAGCGCUACAACCAGCGUCUGAUCGAGGAGAUGAAGAACAAGCAGACGCAGGAGAGGGCCAGACUGCCCAAGAUUCAGCGCAGUGAGGCCAAGACCCGCAUGGCCAUGUUUAAGAAGAGCCUUCGCAUCACUGGAGCUGCCAUCACCCCCGAGCAGGAAAGGGAGAAGGUCAAACAGUUUGCAGCUCAGGAAGAGAAGAGACAGAAGAAUGAGAGGCUCCACCAGCACCAGAAACAUGAGAACCAGAUGAGAGACCUGCAGCUGCAGUGUGACGCCAACAUCCGAGAGCUUCAGCAGCUGCAGAAUGAGAAGUGCCACCUGCUGAUUGAACAUGAGACCCAGAAACUGAAGGAGCUGGAUGAGGAGCACAGCCUGGAGCUGAAGGAGUGGAGGGAGAAACUACGACCCAGGAAGAAGGCCCUGGAGGAAGAGUUUGCCAGGAAGCUGCAGGAACAGGAAGUGUUCUUCAAGAUGAGCGGAGAGUCAGAGUGCCUUAACCCCUCCAACCAGAGCCGCAUCUCCAAGUUCUACCCGAUCCCCAGCGUCCACUCCACUGGGUUCUAGGAGAAAGCUACGUACAUACACACAGUCUACAGACAGUGCACAUGGACAUAAGCAGUCACGCUCAUGAAGACAGUAAAGACUGAACCUGUGCUGCCUUGCCCUCAUCCUCUGACAACUGUCAGAGGGUGUGAGGGUGUAAGUUGUUCUCUCUCUCUGGACUUAGUUCCUCAGUCUCCAGCUAUGCUCUGCAAGACUGUUAUUUUGCUCAUUUUGUCAUGUUUUCACACUAUUUCCGUCAUUUUUGAAGGAGAAUUUCAGAUUUAGUGCUUCAAUUAUCACCUCAAAACCACUCAAGUGAAAUAGCUCUCUGUCCAACCUUCUUUGUAAUUGAAUUAUUUUUUGUAAAGAAUCCAGUGCCUGUAGGAUUUGAUGUUUUUGGCUUUUAAAUCCAAGCAAUUUAUGAUCAUUAUUUGCUGCUCAAUUUUUUUCUAAUUUAGACUUUUGCACUAGGGAAAGGAUUUUUAUACCACUUAAUUUGCUUAAAUAUUGAAUAGCAACCUUAUCAUUUAUAAUUGAUCAUCAAAUAGAAUGUAUUUCCGAUGAAGACAGAGCACAUUUUUAAUAUCACUCUUGUUGAAGGAAUGGUGAUACAGUAUAUUUUAUUAAAUCAUACAUAUGUCUGUGUUAGAGUGGUAGGUUGUGAUACAUCCAUGGUUAAAAUAACCUGUCUUAUGCAUUAUUUCAAUGCAAGGUGUAGGAACUUUUUCCAGCAGAAAUGAUUCCUUCUUUCAGGGUUUUUCUUCAGAAUGCCUUCCUGUUUCAAGCACCCAAGACUUGAGACUACUGUUUAGCAACAAGCAGUACACGAUAUAAACCUUUAGUUCAUUUGUUGCAUACCAUAGAGGACGUGUGGAGAUGGUGUUUACAUACAGAGACAAAGGAUCACUGUUAAUUGGAUACUAAGGAAAUCUCAGUGGUGGCUGUUGAACAAGCAUUUAUGUAUCUGUUUGUGGUCUGGUUUUGAUUUUUUUUUUAGGUGACACCACUUUAUUAUUAUAAAGCAAAAGUUAUGUAUUAUAGGAGCAAGUUUUUCAGGGAUGAAUACAAAAUGCAAUUUUUCAUUGAUGUCAUUCAAUUCUGUACAAUUUAUAGUAUUUUGAAGAGAUUCCAAGGCCCGAGCGUCACGUAACUCACUAAGGAAAUUCACACUACAAACAGCUUUCAGUUCAGUUAGGUUAGACAGAAAACACCUAAACUACAGCUGAUGAUGCGUCCUUUGUAUUUGCUUUGGUUUUCUUCAUAUGCCUCCUCGUGAGAUAUUUUGCUACCAGGUGUAUUAUGGGUAGGCCUGCAUGGCUUUUGGUUCUUCUUUUUAUUGAAAUGAUAAUACUGUUUUCAUUGACAUGCUAGCUAAUAGCCUUAAUGUUUCAGAAAUGGAUGUACUGUAUACCUGUUAUGACCAACUUUAAAGAUUUUGGUCAAAGUCUUGGUUUAUGAAGCAUAUUAGCAAUUUCAGAAUGAUUUCAUUCAGCUGUACUAACGAACAAAACCAGAACAGGAGUUUUGGGGGUUUUUUUGAGGCAGAUGUAUUAUGAAUGAUGUUAAAGCAGUGUAACAUUUGAGGCAGUUAAUGCAAAAAAAAUGGACCUGACUGGUUUAGGCCAUCUUGACUUCUGAUUGGUUCAUUUUAUCAUCUCGUUUUCUUUAUGAUUGGCUUUAAAGUUAGUCAAACGUAUUUAAUAACUGAGCUGUUAUGUACAAAACAUAAUGAAGGAGUGCUGUGCACCUUUUGCAAAACUUUCUCAAUAGCUAUUUAUAUGAAAACCCACACUGCAGCGCCUGUGCUAUAGCUUACUUGCUCUACUUACUCAUUGGAGGUUUGCAGCGUACAAACAUAAUUACAAAAACAGUCCUGUCAGUUGUUGUCACCUAGAUUCUCUAAACUGUAAAUUGAUUACAUUCUGAAUGUUGACUGAAAAAAACACGAUCCAUAUCAAAAUCAUUAUGCAUUUUUUUUUUUCAAAUAAAUGUAUAGUUUUUAGAAUGCCUGUGUAAUGU
This is a messenger RNA of Xiphias gladius (swordfish), 6089 nucleotides long. Its product is annotated as serine/threonine-protein kinase 10-like. Bases 1017 to 4091 code for a protein of 1024 amino acids. Gene Ontology annotation, molecular function: ATP binding; protein binding; protein serine/threonine kinase activity. The record is from RefSeq and is a predicted model, not a curated record. The transcript is spliced from 20 exons. Lineage: Eukaryota; Metazoa; Chordata; Actinopteri; Istiophoriformes; Xiphiidae. Gene Ontology annotation, biological process: protein phosphorylation.